CCCGUCUGUUGUCCUCCGGUAGUUUGGGUUGUUUGUAGUGAGUGUACGGCGGCGGGCCGUCUGAGGUUAGCUCCCAGGGAGUGGAGAGGGGAUCUGGAGCUUAACCCCGUGCAGCGAGAUGGACAUUUUGAGAUCAGAGAUUUCCCGGAAGCGGCAGCUGGUGGAAGAGAGAAACCUGUUGGUGGAAAAUAAAAAAUAUUUCAGACGUAGUGAACUUGUGAAAAAAGAGGAGGAGGCAUAUUUUGAAAGAUGCGGCUACAAGCCUAUAAGUGAGAAGCCAUCUGGAGAGAUACAGCCAAAAGAGGAGGACCAGAAACCACUAACUUCAUCAAAUCCAGUAUUAGAACUUGAAUUGGCAGAGGAAAAAUUACCCAUGACUCUUUCUAGGCAAGAGGUUAUCAGAAGGUUAAGAGAAAGAGGAGAACCAAUUAGACUAUUUGGAGAAACUGAUUAUGAUGCUUUUCAACGUUUAAGAAAAAUAGAGAUCCUCACACCAGAAGUUAAUAAGGGCUUGAGGAAUGAUCUGAAAGCAGCUUUGGAUAAGAUUGAUCAACAGUACCUCAAUGAAAUUGUGGGUGGUCAAGAACCUGGAGAGGAAGAUACACAAAAUGAUUUGAAAGUUCAUGAAGAAAACACGACAAUUGAAGAGUUAGAGACACUGGGGGAGUCUUUAGGGAAAGGCGAUGAUCAUAAGGACAUGGACAUCAUCACCAAGUUCCUGAAGUUUCUUCUUGGUGUUUGGGCUAAGGAAUUGAAUGCCAGAGAAGAUUAUGUGAAACGCAGUGUUCAAGGUAAACUGAACAGUGCUACUCAGAAGCAGACUGAGUCCUAUCUCAGACCACUUUUCAGAAAGCUCCGGAAAAGGAAUCUUCCUGCUGACAUUAAAGAAUCAAUAACAGAUAUUAUUAAAUUCAUGUUGCAGAGGGAAUAUGUAAAGGCAAAUGAUGCUUACCUUCAGAUGGCCAUUGGAAAUGCUCCCUGGCCUAUUGGUGUCACUAUGGUUGGUAUCCAUGCCAGAACUGGCAGGGAAAAGAUUUUUUCUAAGCAUGUUGCACAUGUUUUAAAUGACGAAACUCAACGGAAAUAUAUUCAGGAUAAUCUCAAGCCAUAAAGAUCCAGGUUGACUGUGGGCAGCUGGAAUUGCAGAAAGCAACACUGCACAUGCGGGAGGACUGCUGUGUACUAAAUAGGACAUAGCACAGCAGGAUAGAAGUUCACACCUGACAACCACUAGUGGUUAAGGCCUUCACCUUCACUAAAUAAAUUGAAAACCUGCAUAUAUUAUGGAAGACAGGGUAAAGUGUCCGUUUUAAUUGCCUUAUCACUGAAAUCUAAUUAUUACAGAUAGCUUUUUUUUUAAAGACUACUUUUUAUAAGUUUAACUUAUAUAAGCAAGUUAAAUGAGCUCAUCAGAUAAAUUUAUGAAUUUAGUAAAAAGCAACAAAUUUAGAGUAUUUUAUACUAAAUCCUGCUUUGUUUCUUUUAAAAUGGAUAUACUGUCUACUAGGUUGAAGCAAUAUGGAGAAUAUGGACUUGGCUUUAAUGCAUAGAAUCAUUUUUAAGUAGCAUAGAAUGAUGCUUCCAUAAUUGUGUGACAAGAUCUAAAGUGUUCUAGUUAUUUUAAAGUUAUACAUGCUUCAUAUAAACUUGUUUGCUUUGUUGUUGGGCUAAACUUUUCUCUUUGGGAAAAAAAAUCAAUUUAAUCUAGCUUUGCGAAAUUGUCAUAAAUCGCAGAUUGUGUCUGUAUAAUGAUUUGUGCGGAUGGAAAUUCUAAAACUUGAAGUUGAUACUGUGAAAAUUUACUUAAAAUUUAAAGUUCACUUAAAAUGCAUAAAAUGCUUUCAGAUUUUAUGCCAGAGAGGUUAUUACCAUAUUCAUGAAUUAGCUUAUUGUUUGUAUUUCAGUUCCAAGUGCUGAAAUUUAAUUUGUGUGUCAUGCUUUAUGCCUUAUUCACAUAUAUUAGCAUUUUAAAAAAUGAUCUCAAUCUAACUCUUGAAUGUGAAUUAUAGACUUUAUAAAGUUCAAAUAUACUUGUGCAAAUUCAAGCACAUUUCUAUUUCUUAAUAACCACCAGUGACAGGAUUAAAGGCAAAAUCUUUUAGUUAAAAAAGAAGUUGUUUGGUUUUAACAAUAGAAUACAGUUUCAAGGAUUAAAUUUGCUAAUUGUGUUCAUCUGGUCUGUGGUUAGAGCUGUAAUGUAUAAAUGUUUAUGUAAUUAGAUAAAUUUUUUUAAGGACAGCAUAUUCUUUUUG
Urocitellus parryii (Arctic ground squirrel) is the source of this 2252-nucleotide messenger RNA. It is a transcript of the gene Prpf18, whose product is annotated as pre-mRNA processing factor 18. The record is from RefSeq and is a predicted model, not a curated record. Gene Ontology annotation, biological process: generation of catalytic spliceosome for second transesterification step; RNA splicing. Gene Ontology annotation, cellular component: U4/U6 x U5 tri-snRNP complex; U5 snRNP; U2-type post-spliceosomal complex. Lineage: Eukaryota; Metazoa; Chordata; Mammalia; Rodentia; Sciuridae.